GCCGGGGCGCGGGCAGCGCGGCGACGCGGCGCUCGGGGAGCCGGCCCAGGCCCGCGGAGCCCGGCGGGGCAAGGCAGGGCGAGGCAGCGGAGGGAGGCCCAACCCCGACCCGGCGCCUGCUUGCCCCACCGGCAGCGACCCGGGUCCCGGCCGAGGUCUGUCGAGGCUGUGAGCAGAGAGCGAACCGGCAGGAGGCAGCUGGAGCCGAGCGGAGGCUGCGAGCCCCGUGCGCCCCGGCUCGGCCCGGCCCGGCCCGCUGCGCGCCCCCUCCCCUCCGCUCCCCUCGCCUCCUCCCCUCGGCUCGGCGCGCUCCCGCCCGGGCCCCCUCCAGCCCGGCUGGGGCCCCCUGCCUCGCGCGCUCGCGGCGCGGCCCGGCGGGAACGGGGUCCCCCGCGGCCGGCACCGGCCCUGCCCCCGGGGCCCCGGCGGAUUCCGGACCUUUCCGAACGUGGACUGGGCAGUGGGAGCGUCCUCGCCCCCGGCGGACCGCGGGCUGGGCUGAGCGGACCCUCGCGGCCGCUCCGGACGCCGCGGGUUCCCGAGCGCGGACAUUCCGGGUCCGGGCUGAGCGUCCCGGGCAACGGGCGGUGCCAGCUCACUCCGAGCAGGGCAAGGCAGACCUCGGCGAAGCCCGGACCCGGCCGGUCUGGACUGGACAGAGCGCAUCCCGGACGGUGCCGGACCCGGAGAAUGCCGGGCUUGGGCUGAGGGGGUACCGGCGCCCUCCGAUCCCUCUGACUUUGGCUCGCGCGCUGGGACCGGACCGGUGUCACCUCGGUCGCCCUGCGCCCGGGUCACCUGUGGCCUCGGAGCCCCGAGCCGGCCGGACCCUCGCUCAUUCCCAGCCCGGAGCCUGGCGGGGGUUGGGGAGAUUUUUCCUGCCCCCUUCUUUGGAGUGCGGAGGCCCUGCCCCCUCCCAUCGCCCAGAUGUCUCCCGCGGUGGCUUCUUCGAGGACCUCCCUGAGGCCAGGGGGCGAAGGGUCCAGAGAAAGAAGCCCUCCUUAGGGGAGCCUUGGGGGCCCCCCAACCUCGUCUUGGGGCUUGGCCCCCGACGCGCUUGGAGGGAAGGCCGGUGUCCCCACCCUCGGGGGCUGCCCUCCUGCAAUCCAGCUCCCUUCCCAGAGCUACCCACAUCUGGAGCCCCCUCCACAUCUAGAAGACCUGGGCCAACACCCCUCUGCAAGUGUCAAUUGCUCCUUGAGUCCCUCUGCCUUCCCAACUGCCUAGGAGUUGUGAGGGGGUUACUGCUGUCCCCCCUACCCCUAAUCCCAAGGGCAUCUCUUACCCUUAGCCCCUGCAGCGACAUCCCCCUGCCUCUGUGUCCAGGCUUACCCAGAGAUCAGCUCUGCCCAGCCACAGGCACUUCAAGUCCUGGAGGCCACUCCUGAGACCCAAGGCCCUUCCCUCUGUCUCCCUGUGUCCUCACCUUGACCCUCUCUGUCAGACCUUGUCCCCCUCUGGGUGUCCCAUUCCCCACCCAGAGACAGAGGAGGUGGGGGUGGCAGAGGGCAAGGCUGGGUGAGGGCUGCCCAGGGCCAGGGUGGGCUGGGGGGCCGUUAAGAUGUGGAGCUCUGCCCGGCCGAGGGGGGCUCCGCGGAGGCAGACGCAGCGUGUGCCUGGCUGGGGGGAAUAUGGGCAGGCCCGCAGCCACGUGGUGAAGGAUGAACAUUCGGGGCACCCCGGACCUCGGGCAGCCCAGUGACGACCCCAGCAGUGGCGGCGAACGAGAGCGGAUUCGACAGCGCAUGAAGAUGGUUAUCGGGCAGCUUGAGGGCAUCCUGCGGGAGCUCAAGGAGGUGGCCAAGGAGCUAAGGGAGGUGGUGAGCCAGAUUGAUAAGCUAACCUCAGACUUCGACUUCGAGCUGGAGCCCGACGACUGGACCACGGCGACUGUGAGCAGCACCUCCAGCAGUGACAAGGCGGGCGUGGGCGGCCCCUUUGACCUGGGCCACCUGGACUUCAUGACGGCCGACAUCCUCUCAGACAGCUGGGAGUUCUGCUCCUUUCUGGACGCCUCCACCCCCUCGGAUUCCAUGGACGGCCCCGAGUCGGCCCGACCAGGUGCUGGCCCUGACUACCGGCUCAUGAACGGCGGCACGCCCAUCCCCAAUGGGCCCAGGGUGGAGACCCCGGACUCCUCCAGCGAGGAGGCCUUCAGCGCUGGCCCCACCAAGGGCCCGCUAACCCAGCGGACCCCGGGCACGCGGGAGAGGGUGCGGUUCAGUGACAAAGUGCUCUACCACGCACUGUGCUGUGACGACGAGGAGGGGGGCGGCGAGGAGGAGGCGGAGGAGGAGGAGGUGGGCCUGCCCCCCGAGCCUCCCCGCACAGAAGCUCACGCGGGCCCCCUCAAGCCCUCCCCAGCUCCCUACAAGCCAAAGCGCUCCCCACUGACUGGCCGCCGCCCAGGCCCCCCCUUGGUCCCCGAGCAGACCCGGAGGGUCACAAGGAACAGCAGCACCCAGACGGUGUCGGACAAGAGCACGCAGACGGUGCUGCCCUACACGGCCUCCAGACAGAAAGCCAGAGGGAAAAACUAGGGGCCAGGGUGGGCUGGGGGGCGGGGGGCACAUAGAGCUAUAAAUAUAUAUAUAUAUUUAAACAAGCGCAG
Messenger RNA from Choloepus didactylus (southern two-toed sloth), 2611 nucleotides. RefSeq names its product inhibitory synaptic factor 1 (gene INSYN1). Gene Ontology annotation, biological process: inhibitory postsynaptic potential. The transcript has 3 exons. Lineage: Eukaryota; Metazoa; Chordata; Mammalia; Pilosa; Megalonychidae. Gene Ontology annotation, cellular component: postsynaptic density. The coding region runs from base 1662 to 2540 and encodes 292 amino acids. The record is from RefSeq and is a predicted model, not a curated record.